ACAAAGGCAAGUCAUUAAAAUAUCCAAAAAUAUAAUAUAGUUUGUUUUGGUGUUGUUUGUUUUCUAUAUAUAGCAAAUUGGGACUACAAUUUAAAUUUCGUGUUACAACCCUGUCCUACAAUGACAAAUGAAAACCCUUGUAACCUCGUAACCUUGUCAAAGUUUUUCAUAUAGUGAAACUAUUAUGGCUAUUCCAUUAUUGUAAUUUACUAGCUCGUCAUACAUGGUAGAGCUACUAGAGUUAGCGUUAACUACGAUGUGCAAUGUAUCUUCGAUCUGUUCUUUGACAGGAGUGCAUAUGACCAUAGACUACAAAAUGACACUGUCCAGACAUCAGUGGAAGGACAAGAAGGAGAAAGUGCCGCUGCUGUUUCUGUCCAACCUGCAGGGACAAAGGUAGCUAGAGGUUCAUAACACCUGGCAGAAUUUCACUCCUGAAAAUCCCACUUCAGUUAAAUUAGUGAUUAAUCGAUCAAGUAGUUACAUGUUACAUGCUACAUGCUGGCUGCGAAGAUGAUUGAGUCACUAUCAAAGCUGCGUGUGUGUGUGUGUGUGUGUGCGUGCAUGCGUGUGUGUGUGUGUAGUUCUGCUGGACAGGUAGCAGUUACAUUUAUUCAAGCCCAGGGAGAAAGCCUCAACUCCUGAUGCACCUGGAGAGCUAUGUGACCAAGGAGCUACAUACUAUCAGCUCUUAUGAGCCAACAUUUCAGGAACUGAAACUACAGGUCUACCGCGAUGUCUUUGGUCGUUUCAUCAAAGAGUUCAAAACCUACCAACCGCUUCUUUCUGCCAUCAAAAAGGAAUAUGAAAACACUUUGGCAUAUCAGCAGGAUAAAAUCCGAGAACUGGAGCCGCUGCGAUCCCAUCUGAGGCUGGUGACAGAGGAAUGCGACAGAAGGAUUCAAGCUCGCUGGGCAGAGGAGCAGGCGGAGAUUGGAGCCUUGAAAAGGGAGAAGCAACAACUGCAGAGGGACGUCAAGGCCAUGAGGGAGAAAGAAAUGGCCAUGCAGGCAGUGGUGGACCGUCUGCAGUCUGAACUGUCCAACCAGUACCUGCAGUACCGGGAGGAGCGCGAUGCCCGCCAGUUGCUGAUCUGGCAGCUCAAUGAUGUAACAAGAGGCUCUGUGAAGGGGGAGCAUCCUUCAGAUGAAAACACAGAAGGGGCUAAGGACCCUGUGGAGCUGCAGCUCGCUCUGAAGGUGUGUUGGAAAGACCUGACUAAAGCCCAGGAGGAGCUCAACAGGAUGAAGGCGGAGUACUGGGAUGUCGUGCCAAGACGCAACUGGGACACCCUGGAACAAAAACACAAACAGAACCUCCUACAGUUGAAGACGCUGCAGGGUGACUUUGACCAGUUGAAGAGAGAGUAUGACACCCUGCUGGAGCUCCACAGCAGAGGCAGCGUGCGGAUUGAGACGCACGACCCUGUCACUGUGCAGAUGGAGGAGAGUUUGUUUCAUGGGCAAAGCCAGAUUCAGUCCAACCACCUCGAAGACCAGAUCAACUCCGAUGCCCCUAAGAGCGGCACACACACCGUCCAGGAGUUUAGGACGGCCCCGAGAACAGUGUUCCCUCUGAAGUCAGAUCAGGAAAUAGAAGAACUUGUGGACUCGGCUCAAAGCGAACCAGACAACAGCGAUGACACCAUCUCCUCUCAGAGACUCCACAGCCUGCUGGCAGAAUCCGGUGCAAGAGCCUUACCUCCAGCUCUAGAAGAAUCAGAGGAAAAUGCUGCAUCAAAUACCUGUCCAGCCAGCGACUGAUAUAAUGUUAUCGAAUACAUUUUAUGGAUUGUUUGUGAAGAAGGUGGGACAACUUGCCGGCUUAAGGUCAUGUCAGAAAACCAAUGGUGUAUGCAACCUCAAUUCUUGAAUCACAGAUAAUUGAUUGUCUCCACAACACUUUUUUUUUAACAAUUUCUGAUAUUUAAAUAACUGAAAAUGUAUGUACAGUAAUAUUGCAAUAUCACUGUCUGCUUUUGCUGAUUUAAAAUAAAACAGUGUCAUCAACCUCCAUUGUAGUGGGAGCUACAACAGAAGCCUCACAAUGUAGAUUUGUUUGAGGAAAUGUGAUUUGACUGACCCUGACCCUGUGACGUUAUUAUAACCAUGGGUGCCUUAUAGAGUGGGUUGCCUAAUGCAACUU
Molecule: messenger RNA, 2145 nt
Organism: Anarrhichthys ocellatus (wolf-eel)
Lineage: Eukaryota; Metazoa; Chordata; Actinopteri; Perciformes; Anarhichadidae
Gene: tsnaxip1
Product: translin-associated factor X interacting protein 1
Exons: 9
Coding region: 645-1763 (372 amino acids)
Cellular component (GO): cytoplasm
Source: RefSeq, a predicted model, not a curated record